Macrobrachium nipponense is the source of this 1343-nucleotide messenger RNA. RefSeq names its product actin-like. The transcript has 2 exons. Lineage: Eukaryota; Metazoa; Arthropoda; Malacostraca; Decapoda; Palaemonidae. The record is from RefSeq and is a predicted model, not a curated record. The coding region runs from base 74 to 1207 and encodes 377 amino acids.
CUAGUCUUCACUAGGCUCACAUAAAGAGUGCACUCAUUAAGGUGUCCGCUGAGACCUAAUCCGGACCUCCACCAUGUGUGACGACGAUGAAUCAGCGACCCUUAUCUGCGACAAUGGUUCUGGCAUGGUUAAAGCUGGCUUUGCCGGUGAUGACGCUCCUCGAGCUGUCUUCCCCUCCAUCGUUGGCCGCGCCCGUCACCAGGGUGUGAUGGUCGGUAUGGGUCAGAAGGACGCCUACGUUGGUGAUGAAGCUCAGAGCAAGAGAGGUAUCCUCACCCUUAAGUACCCCAUCGAGCAUGGCAUCAUUACCAACUGGGACGACAUGGAAAAGAUUUGGUACCACACCUUCUACAAUGAGCUCCGUGUUGCACCCGAGGAGUGCCCUACCAUGCUCACCGAGGCUCCACUUAAUCCAAAGGCUAAUCGUGAGAAGAUGAUCCAGAUCAUGUUCGAAUCCUUCAACAUGCCAGCAACUUACAUUUGUAUCCAGGCCGUCCUUUCUUUGUACGCAUCCGGUCGCACUACUGGCCAGGUCUGCGACUCAGGGGACGGCGUUUCUCACAUUGUACCUGUAUACGAGGGAUUUGCUCUUCCCCAUGCCAUCCUCCGUCUGGACUUGGCUGGACGUGACAUCACCAACUAUCUUGGCAAGAUCAUGACAGAGCGCGGUUAUUCCUUCACCACAACUGCAGAACGAGAGAUCGUCCGUGACGUGAAGGAAAAGCUCUGUUAUAUCGCUCUGGACUUUGAAGCGGAGAUGAACACCGCUGCAGCCUCUUCCACGGUGGACAAGUCCUAUGAGCUCCCUGAUGGCCAGGUCAUCACUAUUGGUAACGAGCGCUUCCGUGCACCUGAAACCCUCUUCCAGCCCUCUUUCCUGGGCAUGGAGUCUGCUGGUAUCCACGAGGUCGUCCAUCAGUCAAUCAUGCGGUGUGACAUCGACAUCAGAAAGGACCUGUUGGCCAAUAUCGUCUUAUCUGGUGGUAGCACAAUGUAUGCUGGAAUUGCUGACAGGAUGCAGAAAGAAAUUACCUCCUUAGCUCCUUCUACCAUCAAAGUUAAGAUAAUUGCGCCUCCCGAGCGCAAGUACUCUGUCUGGAUUGGCGGUUCUAUCCUGGGUUCUUUGUCAACCUUCCAGGCAAUGUGGAUUGCCAAGGAAGAGUAUGAGGAGUCGGGACCUGGCAUUGUCCAUCGGAAAUGCUUUUGAUUUGGGGGAAAGUGUAACUUAGAUUUUUCACAGAGGUCUUUCUGUAAAAUCAGGUAAAUGGUCAAUGCAGGUAUAACAAUGUAUUCCAAUAUCAUAUAUGAUUAAUGUUCUUGUUACUUGUUAGUGAAGAAUAAAA